Messenger RNA from Puntigrus tetrazona (Sumatra barb), 2502 nucleotides. Its product is annotated as extracellular calcium-sensing receptor-like. The record is from RefSeq and is a predicted model, not a curated record. The transcript has 6 exons. Lineage: Eukaryota; Metazoa; Chordata; Actinopteri; Cypriniformes; Cyprinidae. The coding region runs from base 1 to 2502 and encodes 833 amino acids. Gene Ontology annotation, molecular function: G protein-coupled receptor activity. Gene Ontology annotation, cellular component: membrane. Gene Ontology annotation, biological process: G protein-coupled receptor signaling pathway.
AUGUUAAUCUUUUUCUACAUACUCCUAUUUUUGCAUUGCUUUCAUACAAGGGUGGAUAAUACAGUUUGUCGUAUGACUGGAGACUCUAAAUAUCCUCUGCUGUCUAAGGAUGGAGACUUUACUAUUGGAACACUUUUUGCAAUUCACAGUAAAGAAACAUUACCAUCAUUUGAGUUUAGACAAAAACCUCAACAUCUGUUUUGUUCCAGUGUAAAUCUGAGAGAUUUUCGGAUGGCUCAAAUCAUGAUCUUUGCCAUUGAGGAGAUUAACAGAAGUAACAGUUUGCUACCGAAUGUUUCUAUUGGCUACAAAAUCUAUGAUACUUGUGGAUCAAGACUCUCUUCUAUGAGUGCAACUAUGGCCUUAAUGAAUGGUCAUGAUAUUGCAGCAUAUGAAAUGUGCAAUCAACAGUCUCCUAUACAUGCUAUCAUAGGAGAAACAGAGUCUUCUGCCACAGUGAUUCUGUCCAGAACUACAGGACCUUUUAAAAUUCCAGUGAUAAGUCCAUCAGCCACAUGUGAAUGUCUUAAUAGGAAACAAUACCCAACAUUUUUCAGGACAAUUGCUAGUGAUUACCAUCAAAGCAGAGCACUUGCACAAAUAGUCAAGCACUUUGGCUGGUCUUGGGUUGGAGCUGUGAACAGUGACAAUGACUAUGGAAACAAUGGAAUGGCCAUAUUUUUGAAAGCAGCCCAGGAGGAGGGGAUUUGUGUGGAGUACUCUGUGAAAUUUUACAGGACAGAGAUGGAAAAACUUCAAAAAGUUGUAGACAUAAUAAAAAAAGGCACUGCAAAAGUAAUUGUUGUGUUUCUUUCCCAUGUUGAGAUGGGCAAUCUUCUUGAUGUACUAAAUAUUGAGAACAUUAAAGACAUACAAAUGAUAGGAGUGGAGGCUUGGAUAACUGCAAAAAGUUUGAUGUCUCAAAACAAUUUUCAUGUUCUGCGAGGAUCACUAGGGUUUGCAGUUAGAAAAAUCUAUAUUGAAGGGUUUGCAGAAUACAUUAUUAAUGAGUUCUGGAAUACAGCCUUUCCAUGCUCACAAAUUGAAAGGAAUUCUUCUGAACAUGGAUUAAAUUGCAAUGGAUUACAAGACUUGCUUGAAGUGAAAAAUUUCAAUGAAGAUAUCUCUGAACAAAGAUAUUCAAGCAACGUCUACAAAGCAGUUUAUGCUGUGGCUCAUUCACUACACAGUCUACUCAACUGUAAAGAACAAUGGGGUUGUGAGAACAGUUUGAUAGUACCACCAUAUAAGGUGGUUGAGGCUCUUAAAAAGGUAGAUUUUACUAUAAAGACAGGAGAUCGUGUGUGGUUUGAUAGCACUGGUGCAGUUAUAGCCCAAUAUGAAGUUGUGAACUGGCAGCAGGACUUAGAUGGAUCAAUACAGUUUAAACCAGUGGGAUACUAUGAUGCUUCUCUACCUCCUGACCAGCGCUUUGUACUCAACACUGAAAAUAUUAUUUGGGCUGGGGGACAGCUGGAGAAGCCAAGUUCUGUGUGCAGUGAGAGCUGUCCUCCAGGAACUAGGAAGGCUACACAGAAAGGAAGACCUGUCUGCUGUUAUGACUGUAUUCCAUGUGCAGAAGGAGAAAUCAGUAAUGAGACAGAUUCAAUUAACUGCAAGCAGUGUCCAAUUGAAUAUUGGUCUAACGCUGAGAAAAAUAAUUGCAUUCUUAAGGCUGUAGAGUUUCUUUCAUUUACAGAAGUUAUGGGACUGGUGCUAGUAUUUUUCUCACUGUUUGGAGCAGGAUUAACUGGGCUGGUGGCCAUUUUGUUUUAUAGCAGAAAAAACACCCCUAUAGUAAAAGCCAACAACUCAGAGCUGAGCUUCCUGUUGCUCUUCUCACUGACUCUGUGUUUUCUCUGUUCUCUUACUUUCAUUGGUCGACCCACUGAGUGGUCCUGUAUGUUGCGUCAUACAGCAUUUGGGAUCACUUUUGUUCUCUGUAUCUCCUGUGUUCUGGGUAAAACAAUAGUUGUGUUAAUGGCCUUCAAGGCUACUCUUCCAGGAAAUAAUGUCAUGAAAUGGUUUGGGCCUUAUCAACAGAGGCUCAGUGUUCUUGCAUUUACACUUAUACAAGUUCUUAUUUGUGUGCUUUGGCUAACAUUAGCUCCUCCUUUACCCCACAAAAAUAUUAAGUAUUAUAAGGAAAAGAUCAUUCUUGAGUGCAGUCUGAAUUCUAUUAUAGGUUUCUGGGUUGUUUUAGGUUACAUUGGCCUGUUGGCUACCUUGUGCUUUAUUCUGGCUUUUUUAGCUCGCACACUGCCUGAUAACUUCAAUGAAGCUAAAUUCAUUACGUUCAGUAUGCUUAUAUUCUGUGCUGUAUGGGUCACAUUUAUUCCAGCUUAUAUCAGUUCACCUGGAAAAUUUACUGUAGCUGUGGAAAUUUUUGCCAUUUUAGCUUCAAGCUUUGGUUUAUUAUUCUGCAUAUUUGGACCUAAAUGUUAUAUCAUUCUGUGUAAGCCUGAAAAGAAUAAAAAACAACAUAUUAUGAGGUCAUUUUAA